Caenorhabditis auriculariae is the source of this 2030-nucleotide messenger RNA. NCBI's taxonomy places the organism in Eukaryota, Metazoa, Nematoda, Chromadorea, Rhabditida, Rhabditidae. The record is from the annotation of a GenBank genome assembly.
AUGAUUUUGUCCUUUAUCUGUCACUCGCCGGUUUUAGCCUCGUCGUCGUCAUCGACCGGCGACUCGAGCAGUCAGCCAGGCUAUCUUCCCGACUACCAGGGCGACCAGUACACAAAUCCUCAGCGUAUCGCCGAAACACAGGCUCUCAACAAGGCUUUCUUCGACACGAUCGGCGGACCGCCUUCACCGCCGCCUAAGACUCCAGCUCAGCAAGGGAUGGGCGGCAGUGGAAAUGGUGCUCAGAGCAACGGUCAGCAGUACUCCGGCUCGCAGUACGGCUCGAGCAGCUCUCAGCAAUACUCUAGCACCAGUUCGGCUCAGUACAAUCCAUCAGCUCAGCAGUAUCAGCAGACCAGCAGCUCAGCAAACCAGCAGUAUCAGUCUCCUAGCACUUCGAUGCAGUACGGAAACACUCCUCAGUACAGUCCCAUGGCCAACCAACAGUACGGCGGUUCCUCGCAGUACUCUAAUGGUCCCCAGUACAAUCCAUCUUCGCAACAGAGUCCUAACUGCAACUGCGGCGGACGCAAGCGACGGUCAGCGCCGGUUCGAGCUCCAAAGAAUCGCCUUUUGAGAUUUUAGGCGAAAAGAGAGUUAGACUUUUAGAAAUCAAUCCAUAUAAUGGUUAUACUUUCGAGUCUAUCUUUGCUAGCAUCAAAAUUCAGUCAACGUUGAGAAAAUUAAAAUUUCCAGAAGUUAUUUUAUGGUUUCCCAAACAGAAACAUCUUCCUAAAAAGCUUUAAAAUGAUGUGAACUGGAAAAAAAAAACGUUCAAAAAACUAUUCCAACUGCCUAUCACCGUCACCCUCUGUACAUAUAAAUACGUCCGGCUGUUCGAUUAAUCUUGUAAUUUCAUAUUUUGAGAAUCCCUACGAGUUAAUUCGUGCCUUCCCCGAGAAAUUUCCCUUGAGAUCCAAUUAAUAAAAUGUUUGACGUCAGUUUAACACACACACUCACGCAUGAUAUGAAGUAAACGAGCAAUUGCAAUUGAAAACAAUUCGAAUACGGAAAUAAAAAGUUGAGUUGAUAAACUGCAACAAUCGUUGGAUAUUUCUGAAUGAGAAUUUCAACAAGUUCUUGAAAAUAAAAAAUUUGAAUUUCAACAAAGAAAACGUAUAGAGAAAAAUCUUACAUUACCAAAUAUAUUCAAAAAUGAUUCCUAGAGUGUCAGAAGACUUAGAAGUCGACUUAGCUUCAAUUAGGAGUGAAAAAAGCAGUUCGAAGUCUAUUUUUUUUUUCAUGAAUGCGUCUUCAAGUACUCCAAAAAUUGAACUUUUUAAACAGGCUAUGGUGCCUUUCUCGUUAUUAAUGUAGCAUAAAACAAAAAUCUACUUUUGGUUAAUUUAGGAACGACGUACAGUCCUUCGUCGAGCUACGGUUACAAUACUCCUUACUACAGCCCGUCGAGUAGCUCUUCGGCUUCUAACUAUGACGGUUUCUCUUCCACGCCCUGUAGCACUUGCAACGGCUACAACAACGGCAAUGUCGGCACACGAGCCAUGUUCGACGCAGGAAACCCAAACUCGCCUUAUUACUACCAGCAAAAGCCAUCAACGCAGUUCUUCGAUCCGAUUCUCGCCACCAACGCUGGCUUUCCGCAAAACUCUGCUUUCCAGCGCGAACAGCAGCUGAGCACAACUGCCGCGCCUUUUCCGUCCAACUCUCCUUCGAGCAUGACCUACACUCAGUUCGUCUACAGUAGCUCUUCUUCCAUGUAUCCUAACUCGGGGUCGAGCUCUACGAUGAGUCCCUACACUUCGACUUCCGGCCCAAAUGCCAACUACAUGCCUUCAACAACGUCUUCGCCAUAUCAGUACGACGACAGCGUCUCUGUUUCUCCAUAUUCGAACAAUGGGAUUUAUGGAAACUCGUUCAACCCCUCUUCCAGCUCCUCCACAUCCUGUUGUUCUCAAUACUCUUCCACGUGUUGCUACCAAACUGCUCAAGGAUACGGGUCUUCUUCUCAACUUUUCUACAAUCCAUCCAUGAAUUCAAAUUCCAACACCUACAGCAGAGCGUACGGCAAAUGA